Papilio machaon (common yellow swallowtail) is the source of this 4411-nucleotide messenger RNA. It is a transcript of the gene rdgB, whose product is annotated as protein retinal degeneration B. The record is from RefSeq and is a predicted model, not a curated record. Gene Ontology annotation, biological process: phospholipid transport. Bases 157 to 3666 code for a protein of 1169 amino acids. NCBI's taxonomy places the organism in Eukaryota, Metazoa, Arthropoda, Insecta, Lepidoptera, Papilionidae. Gene Ontology annotation, molecular function: phosphatidylcholine intramembrane carrier activity; phosphatidylinositol binding; metal ion binding. The transcript is spliced from 2 exons. Gene Ontology annotation, cellular component: cytoplasm.
UUUAAAAAAAAAGUAUAAUAUUUCGUGUCAAUGCGAGGUGUUAUGAUGUUUCGUGGUUGUUGAGUGUUCCUUUAUUAUUUAGCGACUUCCUACUUGGAUAGAUUGCAGAUUAUGCUAACAAGAAGUAAUCAAUAGUUUGAAUAAUAAUCUAGCAAAAUGCUGAUUAAGGAAUAUAGAAUACCUCUUCCACUCACAGUGGAAGAGUAUCAAAUUGCACAGCUUUAUAUGAUAGCAAAGAAAAGUAGAGAAGAGAGUUCUGGUGAGGGCAGUGGUGUACAAAUUAUUGUAAAUGAACCAUAUGAAGAUGGUCCCGGUGGAAAAGGUCAGUACACUCAGAAAGUGUACCAUGUUGGGAGCCAUUUGCCAGGCUGGUUUAAAAGUCUACUUCCGAAGUCUGCCUUAACUGUGGCAGAAGAGGCUUGGAAUUCUUAUCCAUACACCAAAACAAGGUAUACUUGCCCAUUUGUUGAAAAAUUUUCACUUGAAAUUGAGACUUAUUAUUUUGCUGACAAUGGUCACCAAGAAAAUGUAUUUAAGUUAUCUAAAAGUGAUUUAAAAAAUAGAAUAGUGGAUUUUAUAGAUAUUGUUAGAGAUCAGACCAGUGAAUAUAUAAAAGAGGAAGACCCAAAAUGUUAUGUGUCACAAAAAUGUAACAGGGGUCCUCUCUCCGAUACUUGGUUAGAGGACUAUUGGAAAGAAGUGCAAGGGAAGCCACAACCCUUACCAAAUGGAAAAGCUCUGAUGUGUGCAUACAAACUUUGUAGGGUUGAAUUUAAAUAUUGGGGUAUGCAAACAAAAUUAGAGAAAUUUAUUGAUGAUGUUGCCUUACGAAAAACGAUGGUUAGGGCUCAUCGUCAAGCAUGGGUUUGGCAAGAUGAGUGGCAUGGACUCACCAUGGAUGAUAUUCGUGAAAUAGAAAGGCAAACUCAAUUAGCUCUACAAAAGAAAAUGGCAGGAGAAACAAGUGACGAGCAAGAUGUAUCUGAAGAAAAUUCAAAGUCACUUGCAGCUACAAUGAGUAGUUUAGAAAAAAAUGAAGAUUUGGAUACUCCUUUGACUACCAAGAAAUCGAAUAUUGAAAAGAGAGUUCCUAUACAUUUGUCUCCAGAGAGCACUCCACCACUGGAGCAGAAGAGCUCUGUGAGAAGUAAUUUAAGGUCAUCAUCUUCUGGAUCUAUAAAAAGCUUGCAAGCACAAGUUGCUAAUUGGCGAAUGGAAACACUUGUGAGAGAAUCAGAAACUGAAACUGGAUCUGAAGAUGAAUUUUAUGACUGUGAAUCAUCAUUUAACAAAUGGUCCUCCAUGUGUUCCCUUGAUGAAAUGGAAAUCGAUAUAUCACCAACUCAGGGAGAUCAAAGUCAAGAUGAUAGUAUUUUCAAUCCAACAUUCUUAAAAAGAGUAACCUCAGAGAGAGGUUCCCGUCGCAUUAUUACAUUACAAAAUCAUCAAAGUAUGGACGGUUGCCCAGAAACACCGAUACCGAGUUCAUGCCCGACUACAGUAUUAGUACUAGUAUUUCACGCUGGUAGUAUUCUCGAUGCAACUAUUGACAUGGCUGCAAAGAAGUCGGACGUGACGACAUUUAAAGGCGCCUUUGAAUCUGUAAUGCGCCAACAUUAUCCAACUUUAGUUGGUCAUAUUGCAAUGAAACUAGUUUCUUGUCCUUCCAUUACUACGGAAGCAUUAGGAAUUUUGUCUACGUUAAGUCCUUAUAGCUUUGAUUGUUCCCCAUCCACAUUGGAAACACCUUCUAUGACGAAUGAUCUAAUACCUAUCGGUGCUAUUCCCUUGUUAGCGACAAGCUCUCCUGAUUAUGUUGAUUCGGUUACGAAAACCAUAGCUUCGGCUAAUACUGUUUUUAACGAGUUUCUUAAAUCUGAUGACGGCAAGGGAUUUAAUGGUCAAGUAAGUAUAGUUGCUGAUAGCAUGGGUUCACUAUUAGCUUAUGAUGCCCUAUGUCGUACUGUGCAAUAUCAAUCGCGUCAUGAUAGCGAAAAUAGUGUUUUAAACACUGAAAUUACUAUUCCUAAUGAACCCAGUGAUAAUUAUUUGAACAAAUCGCUUUUGCAAGCGCCCACUCCACGAAGGCGAUCAUCUUCCACAAGUGAUAAUCAGACGAAGUUGGAAUUUGAAGUGAAUGACUUUUUUACUUUUGGUAGUCCACUGCCGUUAAUUUUAGCUUCAAGGAAAAUUGCGGAUGACAAAACACGGGAUAUUAUGAAGCCACCCGUACAGCAAGUGUACAAUUUGUUUCAUCCAACAGAUCCGGUUGCGGCCAGGUUAGAGCCGCUACUGUCCGCUAGAUUCACGAAUCUUCCGCCUAUAAAUGUCGCUCGCUAUGCGAAGUAUCCUCUUGGUAAUGGGCAGCCCUACCAUCUAAUGGAAUUGAUACAAAGCGAUCCUCAGCUGUUUGGUGACCAUUUACAAAUGCCGCCAACACCAAUAUUGCGACGUCUUUCAGAGGCUUCCGUUCAAAGUACUGUCAGUGGCUUGGUCGAUAAUAUACCAUUAAUAACGAUGAAUGCUUUACAGCAGAAAUGGUGGGGAUCUAAACGGCUCGAUUAUGCCCUGUACUGCCCCGAAGGUUUAUCGAACUUUCCCACAAAUGCGUUACCACAUUUAUUUCAUGCCAGCUAUUGGGAAAGCUCUGAUGUGAUUGCUUUUAUUUUGAGACAAGUUGGACAUUUCGAUUUAGCUUUUUACGGCCAUGUCGAAGACAAAGAUAAUACAUUGUUCAAUCCGGGACAAGAAAGAGAAAAAUGGAUAAGAAAACGUACAUCUGUAAAACUGAAAAACGUUGCCGCCAAUCACAGAGCUAACGACGUUAUAGUGAAAGAAGGAUCUCCUCAAACCUUUACAGCGAGGUUUAUGUAUGGGCCGUUGGAUAUGAUAACUUUGACGGGGGAGAAGGUAGAUAUUCACAUGAUGAAGGACCCUCCAGCAGGCGAAUGGACGUUACUAUCAACUGUGGUGACUGAUAAAACUGGGAGGAUAACAUAUACAUUGACUGAGAAGCAAAGUGUUGGUUGUGGCAUAUAUCCAGUGAAGAUCGUGGUACGUGGCGACCACACGAGUUGCAACUUCCAUCUAGCAGUAGUGCCUCCGCAAACGGAGUGCGUGGUAUUCAGCAUCGACGGCUCUUUUACUGCCAGCGUAUCGGUGACAGGUCGCGACCCCAAGGUGAGAGCCGGGGCAGUCGACGUAGUCCGUUUCUGGCAAGAUCUCGGCUACCUUAUCAUUUACAUAACAGGCCGACCCGAUAUGCAACAAAGAAAAGUGGUAUCGUGGCUAGCCGAACACAAUUUUCCUCAUGGAUUGGUCUUUUUCUCCGAAGGAAUUUCAACGGAUCCGUUGGGUCAUAAGGCGGCGCAUCUGAACAGUCUCAUUAACGAUCACGGUAUAAUUUUGCAAGCCGCCUACGGGUCCGGGAAGGAUAUAAGCGUGUAUCAUAACUGCGGUUUAUCUCAGAAGCAGGUGUAUGCAAUCGGUCGUAUCAGUAAAAAGUAUACAAACAUGGCAACAACUCUGAGCGACGGGUACGCGUCGCACUUGGCAGAUUUGCGGCAGCCGGGCGCAGUGCGUGCGGCGCGCGGCAACGCACGCCUCCUCGUGCCUCGCCGACUGCUCGCUCCGGUUAGUAGUGCCACCACUCGCAAUCGCCGUUAAAACUAGAUUUUUGUCUCUUUUUUGAAGUUUUUUGACAAAGUAUUAGAUACCCUGUAUUUUUAUAUAAUUUAAAUUAUAUACGUGUAUUAUUUCCUCGUCUUUACCAAUUCUUAGCGUAUUUCUUAAACAUGCCGUGCUUUUUACAGUAUUCGUUUGUUGCCUCCAAGUUAUUAGGAUGUGGAGGUUGCGCAAUAAAAACGGUUGCGGUGAUGUCUAUACAAAUAAGUCUAUGAAUAUUGAAUGUUUAAUAUAAAUACUUGAAGUCACUGUGUACCUAAGUAAAUUGUAUUGAAUCUUGUUAUUUCUGCCUCAGCUAGUAUUGAUGUAAUCGUUUGUAUAGUAGAUAUUUAUUGUUGUAUUAGGAGGGCCAGAAUCUCUUGUCUGCUUGUUUCUAUUUAUAUUCUAGUCUUUGUAAGUUAGGUAAUGAUAUGGUUUUAUUAUAAAAAUAUAUUCCUAUUAUAAUUCCAUAAUUUAUAAAAGGAAGGGGGCUCUCCACUGACUAAACGCUUUAUAACGCCUAAGGCCAUAUAAUUUUUUAAUGAUACCAGGUCUAAGGUGUAAAUUUCUAAGAUUAUUAAAUAUAUUUCUUAUUUUUAUGUUCAAUCAUCCUGAUAUGAUAUAUUUUUAAUGUAAUCUUGAUUAUAUGAUUCGUUUAGAAAACAGACAAUGUUACUCAUUAGUAAAGAAUUUCCGUGAUACUUUGAACUGAACAUGUAUUUUUUUAAAUACCGAAUUAAUAUUGAAU